Messenger RNA from Pseudophryne corroboree (corroboree frog), 3255 nucleotides. It is a transcript of the gene ESCO2, whose product is annotated as establishment of sister chromatid cohesion N-acetyltransferase 2. The record is from RefSeq and is a predicted model, not a curated record. The transcript has 10 exons. Gene Ontology annotation, molecular function: protein-lysine-acetyltransferase activity. Gene Ontology annotation, biological process: mitotic sister chromatid cohesion. Lineage: Eukaryota; Metazoa; Chordata; Amphibia; Anura; Myobatrachidae. The coding region runs from base 80 to 2164 and encodes 694 amino acids. Gene Ontology annotation, cellular component: nucleus; chromatin.
AACACACACAGUCUCUGUGCGCGCUCCCGGGUGCCCGGGCCGGGGACGCGCCCCCUCCUGGCAGAGAGUCGCGCAGAGGAUGCCGGGAGGUUGGAGUUUGAACAGACUGGCGGCAGCCCCAGCAGCAGUAGCUCCACAGUACACCGCCGUCACCCGCCGUACCGGCACACCACCCGCCGCCAUGGCCACCCGCACACCCAGGAAGAGGAAGCUCAGCUCCGGCACCAACGCCGCCGCCGACGGGCGCUGGUCUUCCUUUGGAACGCCGAUAAAGAAAUUGUUGGUAGACUGCAGUGUUGUUCUUUCUCCGCUACAAGCCAGGAACCCCAAUAGAAGCAACACCAUGAGACGUUCGCCCACAUCCGGCUACACCGGUAUCGAAGACCCCUUCGAGAAGGAGAAUGUUGGAGUGUCUCCUCUGAAGACGGGCGUAGCCAGGAAACUGCUUGUUUCACCUAUGCAACCGGAAGAUGGAGAAAAAGGUCCCCUGAGGUCACCCAGCGAUGGUUCAUCCCCGAAGAGCGCAGUGCCGGUGAAGACGUUUUACACGAAUGUCAAAGCGUACGUCUCCCCUCUUGAUAGGAAACUGAUAAAUAAAAGCAGGACAAGCCUGGAUCAGAAUUCCUCUCCUCUUAGUAAAUCGGCAGCAAAAAGUCCAGAUAGUUCCAAAUUUACCAGAACAAAAAAUCCACAAAGUCAAAAGAAAAGUAUGGUUGGCAGAGAUGCGGUGCCCACAAAAAGUGUAAAGAGCAAAACGAAGGGACCCGCCAUCAAGCCGUCACCGAAAGCUUCAGAAAAUGCCAGCGUAGCCCUUGGCUCUGAGAAAAGCACCACCCUGGGGCUGAAGUUAAAACCAAGGCUAAAGCUCACCAUGGGAGCCGCGUUUUUUGCCACCAGCAAGAGGCCUCACCGUGCACCCAAGAGAUUACCCAAGUUUCCUGCAUCCUCAAAGUCUUCAGCAAACCGAAGCAAGCAGCCGAGUGCUGCGGCAGGGCCAGCCCCGAACUCUGGGGAGAAAGUCACGGGGACCAGCUGCGUAAGCCGGAAAAGGGUCAGCUGGGAGAAAUCCCUGGUCUAUGAGUUCUCCACAUGGGGAAAGGAAGACGAGCGCAAAACAGUUGUUGAAUCACCAGUGAACGAGAGCACAAAGACCAGCCCAGAGCAGACCAAUGCGCGGCCUGAAUGCAAGAGUCCAUCUUCCCAGCAGGAGGGCAGUGGAACCACGCCAACGAGAAAGGAACCUGAGUGUCUCUUCAGUACAGACGACACUAUACUGAAGUCCUCGCACCAGAAAGCUUCCUUAAAUUAUCCGAUUUUCAGCAGCCCACCCGUAACCAAGAAAAGGCCUUUCGAUCUGGGGGGAGAACUGACGGCCCCGGUGUGCUCCAGUACCCCGCUAAGCACACCCGCUGCCUUAAGCAAAGCCCCAAAACACAGCAAGAAGAGAGAGGCCAACAAGGAGACGGAGGAUCAGCUCAUCAUUGACGCCGGACAGAAGCACUUUGGCCCCGUGGCCUGUAGCUCCUGUGGCAUGGUCUACUCUGCGGACAGUAUAGAGGACGAGGGGCAGCACGUACAGUAUCACCAGAGGCUGCUGGAGAGCAUUCGCUACGUGGGCUGGAAAAAGGAGCGAAUCGUGGCUGAAUUCUGGGAUGGAAAAAUCCUAAAGAUCUACCCGGAUGACCCGAAAUACACCCUCAAAAAGGCCGAGGAGGUGCGGGAACUUGUAGACCAGGAGCUCGGCUUCCAGCAGACCACGCUGAGGUCUCCAAGCAAGACGGUGACCUAUCUGUUUGUAUCUGGUGACCGGAAGAUUGUUGGCUGUUUGAUUGCAGAGUCCAUCAGUCAGGCAUUUCGAGUCUUCGAUGAGCCCUCAAAGAACAAUUCCGCCGGCCAGGGUGCGCUGGAGCGGCACAGAGCCUGGCGUUGUUCCCCCGAACCUCAGAAGGCAAUCUGUGGCAUCAGCAGAAUCUGGGUCUUCGCUCUGAUGCGCCGGAAAGGCAUCGCCCGCCGCCUUGUGGAUACAGUGAGGAAUUCCUUUAUUUAUGGCUCUUACCUGACGACGAAUGAAAUUGCCUUCUCGGACCCGACGCCGGACGGCAAACUGUUUGCCAGCUCCUAUUGCAAAGUCCCAGACUUCCUGGUGUACAACUUACUGAGCUAGAGUCAGCCGUGUUCCGCUUCUAGUUUGUAUAUUUUAUUACCGGAACCUUGUGGUUGCAGAACCAUGCAAGUUUAGCAUUUGUUGCACUUUGUGUUUUAUUCCCUUUCAUUUGCUGCUACAAAACAUCCUCAAGUUGCUUUUAAAAGAAUGUUAAUGAUGGAGAGAAGUGUUUCCUUUAUGUCCGAUAUAUGAAAGUAUACUGGUAAGGAUCUAGUUAUCCUGUAGUUUGGUAACUGCCCGCCCACCUGACGUCACUGUUCCGUUCACUUCCCCACUUAUUGGAAUUGCACCCUGGGUGGCCUGUUUCACUGACGCCUGAUAGAGGCACCUGUCACUCACAUACCGUGGUUCAUUGGCAUACAGUUAUAUUAAUUUAUUAGGAACCAGUACUUCACGGAUAUUAUUCACAAGAAGCGCUACACGUGUCACUGAUUCCCAUAUAAUAUCACAAAGCUAGUGCCACCUGACAAAUGGUUGUAUUUUACUGUUGAAUUGCGGACGUUUGAUUGUAAAGGUUAUAGAGUAAUGUUUGUGGUGUUAGACUGGCUGCCUGGGAAUAUACAUGCCUGCGAUGCGUUGGUUAGAGAAUGCCAGCGGUCAGAAUACCGACCGUGGCAUCCCAAUGUCCGCAGCUUAACCCUCGUGGUGGCGUGCCUAACCACCCCUCCCUACAGCCUAACCCUCCCACCACAGCCUAAACCUGACACCACCCCUCCCUCCCCACAGGCCCUUCCUUACCUAUAUCGGUAUUGUCUGCACUUCCUUCUUUUAUGUCUGUUCUGUAAAUAUUUUCACGUUCUUUGCAAAGUUUGUACCAGUUUGUGUGAUUGCGGUGUGUUGUGUUGUGUUCAUAGUUUAGAUUGCAGUGUUCCAUCACUUUGAGUCUAUAGUGUAUUGUACGUCCUGUCCUGUGCUAUCACUGUGUUAUAUCACAAUAUCCUGCAGGUAAAGGUGGGUUACAUACAGGUGUAUGAGGGUCAGAACCUUCCCACUGGGUGGCAAAUAAAAAGUUUGGUUUUCUUAAAUCUUGCAGGAACACUUUGUACCACACUUGUUAUUUCCUGUCAAACUAAAUAAAGUUUUAAUUUGAA